UUAUUUUGUGGUCAAAUCCUCAGCAAAACGGCGUCUGUCAAUCCAAUCAUGGCUCUUUCUCGCAUCACUGUGCUCGUUUCCUUUAUGCUUCAGAUGUUCUGGGUCACCCACUCUGCAGUUUUCCUGCAGGGAUCUGAAGCCAAUGGCGUGCUGCAUAGAGAGAGACGGGCGAAUGCAGGACUGGAAGAGCUGAAAAGGGGCUCCAUUGAACGGGAGUGUCAUGAGGAGGUCUGCUCAUAUGAAGAACUGAGGGAGGUGUUUGAAGAUGGUGAAAGAACAAAUGAAUUCUGGAAGAUCUACAGUGACGAGAAUCAGUGCGUGUCAAAUCCCUGCCAAAAUGGUGGAACCUGUCAGGAUUUGUUUCAACGUUACCUGUGCACGUGCCCGAAGAAGUUUGAAGGUUGGAACUGUGAAAUAGAGAAAACCACCAGAAUUGAGUGUCAUUUUGAGAAUGGAAACUGUGAACAGUUCUGCACAAAUGUGGUCAAUUCAUCUCGUCAAUGCAGCUGUACAGAGGGCUACAGACUUGGAGAAGACGGAUUGUCCUGUAUUCCUGAAGUGCCCUAUCCAUGUGGAAAAGUGCCAGUUCUGAUGAAGCACCCAAGCCCACCCGUCGACUUUGCAGGGUUAGGGAGAAUUGUGGGUGGCUCAGAUGCUUUGAAAGGAGAAUAUCCAUGGCAGAUGCUGCUGAUGUACUACGGGGAGGUACUCUGUGGUGGUGUGUUGCUCAAUCCCCAAUGGGUUGUCACUGCAGCCCACUGUCUGCAAAAUAAAAAACGGGAAGGGUUUCAAGUCAUCGCAGGCGAACAUAUCCUCAAGAUUGAAGAAGGCACUGAACAAGUGAGGAACAUAUCCCGGAUGAUCCUCCAUGAGAAUUACAACGCAGAAACUGUCGACAGUGACAUUGCACUGCUCGAACUCAGUGCUCUGGUUGAACUGAACGAUUUUGCAGUCCCCAUCUGUUUGGCGGAACGGGAUUUUGUUUUACGGGAGUUAAACCAAAUCCGGUUCCCCACAGUGACCGGCUGGGGAAGGCUAUUCGAUGCAGGGAUCAUUGCGCAGACACUUCAGAAACUCCGGAUCCCACUUGUCCGGACCUCUGAGUGCCGCCUGACGACCGAGAGAGAAAUCACUCAGAACAUGUUCUGCGCAGGAUACCGGGACGCAAAGAUGGACUCGUGUCGAGGGGAUAGCGGGGGGCCGUUGGCCGCACAAUACAAGGGCAGCUGGUUUUUAACUGGGAUCGUAAGCUGGGGAGAAAAAGGGUGCGCCAGCAAGGGGAAAUAUGGAGUUUACACAAAAGUCUACAAAUUCAUUGAAUGGAUCCGGCAGUAUGUAAAUCAGAGCAGGCCAACAACAAGUCCCCCUGUGCUGGAGAACCGGACUGCAUCAAUGAGGUGAAUGGUAACCACUUCCUAGGUCUUCAUAAACUAUCUUCUGCUGAUUUUAAGACAAAUGUGACAGGGAUUGUAGUGUUUCACUGAUGGAAAAUUAAAAUCACAAACUGUUGUAA
Molecule: messenger RNA, 1513 nt
Organism: Chiloscyllium plagiosum (whitespotted bambooshark)
Lineage: Eukaryota; Metazoa; Chordata; Chondrichthyes; Orectolobiformes; Hemiscylliidae
Product: coagulation factor VII-like
Biological process (GO): blood coagulation; proteolysis
Cellular component (GO): extracellular region
Molecular function (GO): serine-type endopeptidase activity; calcium ion binding
Source: RefSeq, a predicted model, not a curated record